Cantharellus anzutake is the source of this 2742-nucleotide messenger RNA. RefSeq lists its product as uncharacterized. The record is from RefSeq and is a predicted model, not a curated record. The coding region runs from base 1 to 2742 and encodes 913 amino acids. The transcript has 4 exons. Lineage: Eukaryota; Fungi; Basidiomycota; Agaricomycetes; Cantharellales; Hydnaceae.
AUGGACUCCAGGGAAACAACCCCAUCAGACUUUGACCCUGAAGAUCUCUUAGACAUUGACUUCUCAACAUAUGUCAGAACGGCUUUCCGACUGGAGAGAGGCAAAACUGCUGGGGUCUUGCAUGAAGGAUUUGAGCAACUUCUUUUAGAAGGCAAGGAUGAAAGGGGCUGUUACUUGAGGCUCAAUACUUCGAACAUGAGAACCAGACUAGGCACAGAUGAUGUCUCUCUUCACAGAGACUAUGACUCUCUCAUUGGAUUCUAUGCUCGGUUGCCACUGUUUGAAAGUGUGGAAUUUGGCCUGGUUCCUCGUCCAAUGGAUGUCCUGCCAAGUUCAAGCAGCCUCCAUGUGAAAAUUCCUGAACACCUCUUUUCCAUUGAUUGUACUGUGGGGCCCCAUGCAACAGAGGCAAAUAAAAUACCAAACUACUGCCUAGGAAGAUAUUCCAACAAUGGCCUUAUCAGGAUGUUUUUUCCAUACCUGACAAACAUGGUCAACAACCGGGUGGAUGAGGUGCAUAUUGCCGAGUUUUAUGAUGAAGUCUUGCGUCCUGCCAUCAUUCACAUAAUCCCCCAUUCUGCCCCUUCAUAUCCCCCCUACCGCCUACUAGAUGGUAUCCUUUCCCGCACUAAGGAUGGGAAGGUGGUUGGUGGAAAACGACUCUUUGCCUCAUCUCUCCUUCAUGACUUGGUCCUCCAGAUGAGGCACUGCCUCCAGAUAAAGGCAGAAAGGCUUAAAUGGGCACACAGCUUUUUCUUUGGCUUGGAGAUCAAGGGCAUAAAACUUAGCACCACACAUCCAAUUCCCUUCGAGGAUGCCCAUGCCCAUUCUCCUGAAGAAGAGACAGCAUGGACACAAAUCCUUGGGCUCUUCAACCAUGAAUUAUCAGCAGAGGAGCAGAGAAGCACAUGGGUGGAUGUGGGGCUGGAAAUCCACAGGAGGGAAUCCGUCCUCCACUGGGAUGCAUCCAAGCAUCACGAUGUCCUUCAGGUUCUUGCCCAUGGGUAUCAGGGAGAGGUUGAAAGGGGACCACACCAGGACGAGAAGGGUACUUUUGUGAUGUUCAAGCAGGCAUCCUAUCUUUGGCUGGUGGCCGUUGUGCAUUACCCCAUCUGGUAUGCUUCUGAGAAGGCAGUGGCCAGAAGGGCAGACAAAUUCCAUCCCAUGCUGGAGAUUAGCAAGAAAAACGUCCUCCUGGAAAAGAACCAAAAGAAACUCCAGCGAGAAUUCGAUAACCUGGAUCAAGUGUGGAGUUUAGCCAACGAGGAGUGCACAGAGGGAACAGCCAGAAUGGAGAUUUGUGUGCCACUGGGGAAAGCAAGGAAUGCAUUGAGGAGGGGCAUAACCAGGGAGUUUAUCGAGGAAUGCACCAUCUCUGUACCUGCUCGAUGGUGGUGGUUGUUCAAACUCCUGACUGCCCGUGCAUGUCGUCAGCUCAUAGAAGCUCAGCAGAAUGCCACCCCCAAGUCCAGGGUGCAGCCUUAUGCAUUGGAGCUCACUGCAGCACUCCUAUGGUGCAUCAACAUGCUCAACAGCAGGCCUGCCACAGGCUCCUCAGAGCAUGCACUCAUGUGUGCUUCCCUCCCAGUGACCGAUAACUUCUUACACCCAGAUGUCCUGGAUGGACGUGACAGAAACCCUCACAGAGACCAGGCUGAGGGUGAACAAUGUUGCCCAUUUGCACCUGGAAAUGUUCUCUGGUUCAGGGACAUCAGUUAUGGUGGCCCCUCCAAUCGUGGGCGAAUCGCCCCUUCAUUCAGGGCACAUACCACACUUGGACUGGUACGACGGUGGCCACUGGAUGAGGACCAUUUUAACCACCUCCUGGGCUAUUCUGUCGAGGAGAUCAAAACACUGCUCUCAGCCACCCUCUACACUGCAGUAAGAGCCCCUUUCCGUCUCCCCAGACCUCACCGUACAGAAGCCCCCCCUGUACUCGAACCAGAACAUGAGCUUCCAGCCGAUCUUCAUGUCAAACUCAAGAAGCACCAUAUCAAGCACCUGAGGACUGCCUACUCUGUUGAAGACCACCAUUCUGUGCCUCAGCUUGUUCAAGGGACCACCUCAAUAAUUUACACAAAGUCUCUCCACCAGAUUAUCCAGUAUUUCUAUUCCAACGUCCUGCAGACCAUCCCAGUACCACAGACCCCAUCUUCUGAUGUGUUCUAUCACAUCGUCCGUGAUCCAGACAACCCUAUCGAUCAUCCUGGUAUGGAGUACUUUGUGGAACCAGAUCUGCAUAAAAGUGGUUUCAUUGGAGCUCACCUCCGAAGGUGCAACCCUUCUGAGUUUCAUGUUGCAUUCCAACUCACUUUCCCACCUCCAGACCUCCAAUGGGAACCACCAAGAAUGCAGGGCAAAUACAAUCGGGACAGGAGACAGGGGGGGCGUAUUCAGUUCAAAGAUGGGGGCAAAGGAUGGAAGAGGCAUCCAUUUCACGUCUCUUGGUGGGAAUUCAUCAUAAAGUUUGACCGUACUGGUGGUAAUCGUAUCAGAGAGAAAAUUUGGGAGACAGUAUACUCCAAACUCGUUUGGGUACCAUAUUCAGAUCUUUCACGAAUGUGGUACACUACAGCCAACCCUCGGAGUUCAGACACUUUCCCUGCUGACAGGGCUGGAACAAGGCUCCCUGUGCUCAUUCUCAAUCCCUUGGUGGAUGACAAGGCUAUGUGGGAUGGGAAUCUGAUUAGGAGGGGGGUGUGGAAAUCUCCCAUCCUACAAGAUGAGGGCAUGGAAGACUGA